CAUUCUCCUUCUCCUUUCCAUGCUGUUGUGUAGAAUGAAGUGCUGUGGGCAAAGAAUGGGUUACUUCCAAAUUCAACUUUAACAGUAACAAGACGUAUGAUAUACGCAAACAACCUCGCGAAUAAAGUUUACAAAAUGUUGUCUAUCAAAUUGGGAUUUUUGUUACGAAGUUAGACACGACAUAUUUUACUAUUCAGAUACGCAAUAAUAUUUGUUACACACUACGCAGUUAUUUUUCAAAAUUGAUUUGUGAGAUCUUCCUGAACGGAAAAUUCCUCGAAAUUUUAAUUUUCGAUGGGUCCGUCUGUGGGUGAACCGACUGACAGGAAGAAGAAAGACCACAAACCCCAAAAUUUGCGAAAUUCAUUAAUUCAGUUAAUUCUGCCUACAUUCACUUUUAAAAAGUUUGGUGGAAACACCUUCAUUUACUAGCUAGUUAAAUUGUGUUUUGAACACUUGUCUUAUCUUUUUAAAAAAGAAAAAAGAAAAAAAAAGUAAAAAUAGUUACCAAGAUGAGAUUCGAACACACGACGACUCCCGUGUCGGUGCUCAGAGAGGCAAAAAUUUCCAUUCUUGUAGGACCCAUUUGCGUUUUAAUACAAGCUCACGAGCUUGUAAUAAAACAAAACGUUGCAAAAGUGCUGAAUAAAUUUUUGAACCCCUGUGGACCGUCUUUGAUUUCGCUUAAAAUGAAACUGUUUUUUAGUUUGACUAUUUCAGGAAACCAUUUCAGGGGAAAGGGGGGUUUUCAACUUUCUGAAAUUUUGCGAAAAUAGGGGGGUUGAAAAUAUCCAAGUAAAAAGGAAAGCCUUGAGCAAAAUAGCAGGUUGUAAAAAGGAUUAGGUUGCUCUAAAGUCCAGAGUAAAUUAUUGCUUCUUAGAUUACCUACUUCAAGUAAGACAAAUCAUUUAAUUUAACCAGGAAACAACAAUUGCUUAUUUUUCGUAUUGCUUUAGUUUGCAGACAGUUUCUAUGUCUGUUUUUUUAAAGUUAUUUUCUGUUUAUUCAUCUAAGUUCAUGUUUCUGCCUGUCAAAACCUAUUGCAAAAAAUCUUUUAAAGUUGAAAAUUUCCUGUAUGAAAAGAUUCAAUAAACUCAGUAAACUAAGUUUGUAGUAAUUUGUAAAAUUAGCAACAUUAGAAAAUUAGAGAGAGGCUUAUCUAAGCAUUGCUGAUCUUGCUGAAAAUUUUAAAAAUAUAAGGUAUUUUUAGUCACGUUUGUUGGCAGACAAAGUGGACAAAUGAAACAAAUCAUACUUGCAAAGAAAAAUAUGUCAAAGGUUUUUACCUCCAUGGUGGUAUUGGGACUGGAAAGACGGUUGUUCUGGAUUUAUUUUAUGAUACUAUACCGACAAAGUAUAAAAAACGAGUUUACUUCAAUUCAUUUACAUCGUUUCUUUAUUCUGAAAUAAACCGCUGUUCAGCAAAAGACAUAGCUAACAAAAUCAUGGAGGAUGCCUGGUUGAUAUGUUUUGAUGAAAUCCAGGUGGCAGAUUAUACCGCAUGCACCCUUCUUGAGGAUGUUUUGGGUCAUAUGAUAGAUAAAGGGGCAGUCAUUGUUGGUACAUCUAAUCAAGCUCCCAUGGAAUUAGGUGAUUGCUCCCAGACAGAUUGUUUCUACGAUGAAUCGUUUAGCGUGGAAAGUUUGGUGUCGUCUUUUCGAGAACUUUUUACGAAUAAUUGCCUCGUUUACUACUUGGACUCUGAUCGAGAUCAUCGUGUCGACAUGAAAGCUGGACAGGCGCGCUUUCUCCAUCCGAUGUCUGUGGAAACUAAAGAAGAAAUGAAUCGAUUAUUCGCAGAAUUAAUCCCGCCUGAUCAAAAAAUAUCCAGCUCGUUUGUUAGUGUUAAUGGACGGAACGUUUUUGUACCUAUGCUUGCUGGCAAAGUAGCGCGAUUUACUUUUCAAGAAUUGUUUCAGCAAAGUCUGGGUCCUAUCGACUAUCUAACCAUUUGUAAUCAUUUCGAAUUCAUUUUUCUCGACGAUAUACCAAAGAUGAUAAUAAACCAUAACAGCGAAGCUCGAAGGUUUUUUAAAUUUAUCGAUGCAGCUUACGAGUCACGUGUUAAAUUAUACUGCACUGCUGAUGCUUCUCUGGAAGAUUUGUUUCUAAUGAUAGACAGAGGUGAUGUCGAUGACGAUUUAGAGCAAUUAGACACUGCAAGUUUCCGCUCGUUGAACGUUAUAACCGGUGAAAACGAACUUUUUUCUUUCAGGCGCGCAGUAAGCAGAUUAAAAAUGAUUGGAAGCGUAUUUUAUCAAGAAACUAAAUACCGCCCACAUCGAUUUAUUCCUUAUUUUGGCACAGAGGAGGAGAAAGACUAAGCGCGAAAAAGCGAAACGAUGGAACACGUGGUUGAGUCGCAGGGUAGUGUCUUUCGUUUCUAAAAUGUCCACUUUAACAAGGAGUACAGUGAUAUGGACUGGGUAGGCAAGGUAAAUUAUCUUAUUAGGAGUAAAGAAAAAGGUUAAAGAGAUUAGCAGGACGGCGAAGGAUGCAUUGCUUAGUUGAUUGGUGAUUGUAGCUGGACAGAAUGCGAUCAAUUGUUGUAUGAUGUUGAUAAGUUUAUCAACUACACGCCAACAUGAAGCCUCUACAAUAAGUUAAAAUCAACCAUAGUUAACAUUUUUUUAACUGCGACGAGUUAAUUCGGGUUAACUCGACGCACUAAAAUUUAGAAAACUUUAUUUGAGCCAUUCAUUGUUUUACCUGGGUUAGUUCUACCUAAAAAAAUGAGCCACAUAGAUAAUUGGUAUGUUCUUGGUGAGCCAUAAAUUGGAAUAAUUUAAAAUUGUAGCAGGAUUUUUUGCCCGGAUUAAUUUUUUCGAUUCGAAAAUUAAGGCAGGUCUUAAUUUUUCUUGACAACCGAUUUAUAUUUCUAAAAACACACUAUUUGACGUGUUAUUUCAUCUUCGAUUAUUUUAUGCACAGCAUUGUGCUGUGACGCCACUUAAUGAAAGUUUGGAUUUUAAUUUCGUGGGGGUUCUAUUUUAGCUAUUGGUUAAAUGCUUUUAAUUUAGUUUGACUUUUAUUUAGCGUAAUUGGAGGAAAUUCACCAGUCGCGCGUAAAUUUCCCCAUGAUGAAAUUUCGCCACUUGAAAUAUAAUUUUUUGACAAAGAAUUUUGUCAAAAAAUCAUAAUAUUCACAAAUAGUUGAAUAACCCGAGUGGAUGGAUCCACUUGAUGAGGGAGACGGACUAAUACAUGAUAAUCACAUCAUCAAUUACCCAUCGUCAUAUAGGAAAAAUAUUUUUUAGCAAUUUUUUAACCCGUAACCUGCAUUUUGUAGACCUUAAAACGCUGAUCAAAAUAUAGGAUCAUGCUCUUUCAGGAAACUGUAAAUAGAUAUCAGGAUUUAAAGGGCUUAAUUCGUCGAUUCCCAAACAAAACGGGGGAUCGACUCAGUUUAGAAAAUUGGUCCCACUUUUGUCCCUAGUUACCCGCAGGAAAUUGCAUCACUUUAUUCCAUCCGUUUUUCCAAGUUAUUUGGCCUUGCAAUGCAUUGUCUUCGCUAUUACAGAUUACAUGCCGCCUUUAGCUCGUCAUGCAAAUUAGGCACCAAAGUUGUGUUUAGUUUUCUAAAGAAUUUUCUAUGCCGUUUCGCAUGCUUUGUAUAAAUGUUCCAUUUCUCGUAGUUAUAUUUUGUUGAUAUUUAUAAUAGUUUUAAUUAUUUUAAAAGCAAUUUUUUAAUUUUAACUGCUAGUGAAGUUGCUAGUAAAUUCUUGUAUUAUAUUUUAUUUAUUGGAGAAAAUAUUUUUUCUUUCUUA
Molecule: messenger RNA, 3767 nt
Organism: Hydractinia symbiolongicarpus
Lineage: Eukaryota; Metazoa; Cnidaria; Hydrozoa; Anthoathecata; Hydractiniidae
Product: putative ATPase N2B
Exons: 3
Coding region: 1446-2324 (292 amino acids)
Cellular component (GO): cytoplasm; mitochondrion
Molecular function (GO): ATP hydrolysis activity; ATP binding
Source: RefSeq, a predicted model, not a curated record